This is a messenger RNA of Adineta steineri, 897 nucleotides long. The record is from the annotation of a GenBank genome assembly. NCBI's taxonomy places the organism in Eukaryota, Metazoa, Rotifera, Eurotatoria, Adinetida, Adinetidae.
AUGUCAUCAUCAAUAUUAUAUCAAGAUUCAAAUCUUACACAAAAUAUAAUUAAAAAUGAAUUAAAUCAAAUUGGACCUGGGUUUUGGAAUGUUCGUAGUCGUUUUCGAAUUCUUGCUAAACUUAUAGAUAUUGAAACACAAAUGUCAUUUAUUCAAUUACAUACAGGAAAUUUUCUUGUUAUUGAUACAGUUGAAUUAAAUGAUCAUCUUCGUCAAGAAAUUAAUCAUUUAACAGAUAAUGGAAAUAAAAUUGAAGCAGUUAUUGGUACACAUCCAUUUCAUACAUUAUCAUUUCCAUCAUUUUAUAAAUCAUAUCCAAAUGCAGCUUAUUAUGGUACACCACGACAUUUACGUCGAUUAACACAAAUUCCAUGGAGUGGAAAUCUUAAUGAUUGUACUGUAAGAACAUUGUGGCAACCAGAUGUUGAACUACGUAUUCCAGCAGGUGCUGAAUUUAUUAAUCCACAACCUGAAUCAUCAAAUCAUUUUAUAAGUGUUUUUGUUUAUCAUUUAUCAUCCAAAACUCUUCAUAUUAAUGAUACAAUAAUUUAUGCAGAUAAACCGAAUUUCUUAUUUCGAUUAUUUGGUUAUAAACAUGGUAAAAUGGUAUUUCAUCCAUCGAUUAAAAAUGUUGGACUUCAUCCUACAGAAGAUAGUCCAUAUUUAUUUCGAGAUUGGAUGCGUAAUAUGUUACAUGAUUGGCCUUUUGAAAAUAUUUGUUGUGCUCAUAUGGGUGUUAAAAUAGGUGGAGCACAUGAUGAUGUUGUUACACUUCUUAAUGAAAGUGAAUCUCUUUUUAAAAAACUAAGUAUUAAAAAUCGUAAAAGAAAUCCAGACGGCGAAUUACCAAUAGGUAAUCAUUAUAAUAUGAACAUUGUUGGAGAUGAAUGUGGAUGA